UCGAAACGGCCAGGAGUCAAAUAAUCAAGUUCUGGCACUCAAGCUCGAUGAAGGAGUUCGAGUUGAUCUUCUCCGAGCGGGAUAUCGAGAAGAAAUUGGACGAUCUUGACGAAAUCAUCCAUGUGGCUCAGCACCGCAAAGACAACAAAGUGGAGCUUCCUGCCAACCUCGACAAGUUGAGCCCUAGUGAGAUAAUUGAGGCUACUAUCUUGAGCGGUUCAGACGAGUCGCUAGAAAACUUGAACAUGAUCUAUAACCAGUUGUGUGUGGAUAAUGCCGAGUUGUACCAAGAGCUCGAGGAGUUGGGACGCGUCAGCGAGGAGAUCAAGGGCGAUAUCGACAGCCUGUUGGGCGUAUUGAAGAGGGAAGUGGAGAUUUUGGGCAAAGACUUGAAGUUGGACGACUUGAUUAGCGAACUCGGGCCAAUAUGAGGUGUGUACAAAGAGUACUUCCACGUAUU
This is a messenger RNA of Suhomyces tanzawaensis NRRL Y-17324, 460 nucleotides long. Its product is annotated as MIND complex subunit. NCBI's taxonomy places the organism in Eukaryota, Fungi, Ascomycota, Pichiomycetes, Serinales, Debaryomycetaceae. The transcript has a single exon. Gene Ontology annotation, cellular component: MIS12/MIND type complex. The record is from RefSeq and is a predicted model, not a curated record. The coding region runs from base 48 to 431 and encodes 127 amino acids.